Erythranthe guttata (spotted monkey flower) is the source of this 2789-nucleotide messenger RNA. Its product is annotated as zinc ion binding / DNA binding protein. Gene Ontology annotation, molecular function: DNA binding. NCBI's taxonomy places the organism in Eukaryota, Viridiplantae, Streptophyta, Magnoliopsida, Lamiales, Phrymaceae. The record is from RefSeq and is a predicted model, not a curated record.
UCCACCAUUUUUUAUUCACUUGUUUCUGCAACUUGCAUUCAUUUUGUAUGAUCUUCCAACAUUCUCUCUCCUUGUCGCCUCUCUCUCUCUCUCUCUUUCUCUCUCUAUAACACACACACACACACACACAAAAGACACAUGACAUGCAUGAUCAAAACCCUCAUCAUUUUCAAUUUUGCUUACCAUAUGAAAAACCUCUCUGUUCUCUCAAAUGGGUUAAUCAUCUCGCCAUUGUAGCAGAAUCUUAGUGGAAGCUCAUAUUUCCUGAUCUCGCAAUAGAGAAAUCGAAGCCGGAAGCAUUGUUUGAGUGCGGCGAUGAAAAGCAAAGGCAAGAAGGAGGUGGCGUUAAGCAAGGAAGAAGCCGCCGAUAGCUGGUGCUUUGUCUGCAAAGACGGCGGCGAUAUUCGUAUCUGUGAUAACCAGCAAUGUCUAAAAUGUUACCAUCCUCGCUGUGUGGAGAAGGACGACUCAUUUUUAGAAAGUGAUGACUACUGGGCUUGCGAUUGGCACACCUGCUACUCUUGUCGUAAAUCAUCCUACUUCCGUUGCUACACCUGUACAACUGCUUUUUGCCGCCGCUGCCUUCCUUCUGCAGAUUUCUUACAAAUUAAACCGAAAAAUGGAUUCUGCAGUUGCUGCCUAAAGCUCGCAUUACUUAUUGAAGAAAACAAGGAUAUUGACUCCAAUGGGGUCAAGGUGGAUUUUACAGAUCGAAAUACAUGUGAGGGUCUAUACAUGGAAUAUUAUAAUAUCAUCAAAGACGAAGAAGGAUUCACAUUGGAGGAUUUGCGUGCUGCACUAAAUGCGGUGAAGAAGAAAAAAGGCCGUCUAUCUGGCUAUGAGACAGAAGAAUCUGAUGAAGAGGAGGUCUCAGAUUAUGAUGCUGAGGAGUAUGAAAAGAAAAGCAAGAGAAAUCGUAAAGGAAAGAGAUCCGUUGGACAAAAGUCUACAACACCAACACCCACAAAAUCGAAUAAGCAGGAGUUUGUUGGUUGGGCAUCGAAAUCCCUUUUAUCUUUCCUCUCUUCAAUCGGUGAAAGCAGAGAUGGAGAAUUGUCACAGCGUGAAGUGACUGACAUUAUAUACGAGUAUGUUAAAGAAAAUAAACUAGUUCAUCCAGAGAGGAGGAAAAUGGUCAUAUGUGACGAGCAAUUACAAUCCCUUUUCAAAAAGAAAACGUUAAGUCGAUACAGAAUAUAUGACCUCCUCGAUGACCACUUUGCUGAGAAUUGUGAGGAUUCAGAGGAGGAUGAGGAUGAUGAGCUGGCAGACGAUACAGAAGACAGUGAUGCAGAUAUUCAGGGUGCAUGUAAGAGGCAAAAAAAGGAGAAAAAACUGGAGAAGAAAGAAGUGGAAAAAGGUGUGUUACAAAGCUGUUUUGCGUCUGUUGUAGCUGAAAAUGUGAAACUUGUUUACCUGAAGAGGAGUUUGCUGCAUGAGCUGCUCAAGAAACCGGAAUCGUUUGAAGAGAAGGUGAUUGGAUGCUUUGUUCGAGUCAAAUGCGAUCCACACGAUUGUCGUGCAAGAAAUUCUCAUCAGCUCAUGCAAGUCAAAGGUGUAAAAACAGUUUCAAUUGGUGAAAACCAAAAAGAGACUCUCCUUUUAUUUUCAGCUAUGCCUAAAGAAAUUCGCAUGAGUCUGAUUUCAGAUGAUAAUUUCUCGGAGGAAGAAUGUAAGGAUUUGAGAGAAAAAGUAGUAGCUGGCGAGAUUGAGAGGCCUAAAGUGGCCGAUCUUCAACAGAAAGCCAAAAUUCUGCACGAGGAUUUAACAAAGCAUUGGAUCACUAAAGAGCUGGCCUUGUUGCGAAACCUCAUCGAUCGAGCCAAUGAGAAAGGAUGGAGGCGUGAGCUUUUUGAGUACCUGGAGAAGCAAAAGAGAUUACAAACUCCAUCAGAACAGUCACGGUUGCUAGCCAAUGUUCCUACAGUGAUUCCAGACAUAAACGAGCUCGAUUCUAAUUCUGGUGACAUGGAAAAUGAUAUGGAAAAUAAUGACAUGGAAAAUGUUGAAAUGGAAAAUGAUGACAUGAAAAGUGAUAAAAGCUCCCCAAAAUCGAUCCCACAAUGUGAUUCCUCUGUUCCAGGUGACAGGUGGCAGGAUAAUAAAGCAUCAGAGGACAAGGCUCAGCACGACAACAAUGCAUCUCGAUCGGAUAAAAAGCAACACAUGUCCCAAAGAUUCCCCUCUGACGAAGAACCUCUACACAACCAUGAUAAGAUCACCCGCAGUAAGACUCUGCAGUUUCCGACAGUCGAACUGAAAACGAAGAAAUUUGAGUCAGUACUAAUGCACUCUGGAAAAGUCCACAAUGAUGCUCCCAAGAUUGAGGUGAUCGAGUUGCUCAGCGAUGACGAAAGUGCCAUCAGUCACAAUGAUGACGUGGCAGACGAGACAUGGUGUGUUCUUGGACCGGAUGGUGAUAGGGACAAGUGUACGUUUUCCAUUUUGAAAAAAUGGAGCUCUACUAAGUAUGCGUCUGAGUUUAAGGUGUGGAGAGAAGGUCAGAAUGAAGAGGAUGCAAUUUGGUUGCGCGAGGCUGUUGGAAUAUCCUUUCCGAAGAAAUAAAAUGCUUUCUUUCGAGAGACGAGGAAUCUUAAAUUUUUUUUUUUUUGUCCUUUUUGUAUGGGAAAAAAGGUAAUUAUAUGGACGAACGGAUAUGUUCAUAGUAAGGUGUGGUGGUAUAUUAUUGUGUAUGUGAAACUUUUCGUACUUAAAAAUACUGUCGUCGUUUCGAACUCGACUUUUGAAGAGGAAUCUGCAGUUUUUGUUGGCAUACGCCUUUUUAAUCA